Molecule: messenger RNA, 1203 nt
Organism: Rhizopus microsporus ATCC 52813
Lineage: Eukaryota; Fungi; Mucoromycota; Mucoromycetes; Mucorales; Rhizopodaceae
Exons: 1
Coding region: 1-1203 (400 amino acids)
Source: RefSeq, a predicted model, not a curated record
AUGUCCAAGAGAAGAAGAAUGACUAAACAAAAGACAAAGAAUGCGACAAAGGAAAUGACAGACAAUUAUGCACCCGUUCAACUAGAACAAGCAGAACUAGCUAAACAAUUAGAACGUUAUAUCGUGGAGUUCGAAACUAAAGUAGAUCAACUGAAAUAUAAGCUGCUUGAUAAAGAACUGGUCAUACUCUUUGUCGCAAACUUACACCCACGCUGGAAGCGCCUUCUAGAGCCAAUAGAACACACGUUUCAGCAUUGGAAAGAUGCAGCGAGCAUAGCCGUCUAUCAUUGUGUGAAAGUGUCUGCUCUAUUAGGGAGUGAGCGUACUGACAAGAGUCCAUUGUUUACAUCACAAGAAUCAAUUGAUAUUCUUCGUUCAGGAUAUUUUGCUUCAGAGACACAUCCUGAUAUCGAGCGGCAUCCGAGAGAAAGUUCAAUACAGCACUUGAUUGAUACAUCCAUGACAACAUUGAUGCCAAAGAAACCAGCAACACCUUCUCCACCUCUUUUGACAACGGAAAUAGCAACUGUUUAUAGUGAAAAGAAUAAAAUAAAAGAAAAAGAUAAUGAAAAAAUGAUACCAAAAGAGCACACAAGAAAGCCAGAUGCGAAGAAAGAAGUACAGAAAACAGAAAAGAAAAAGCCAGCUCAAGAUGAUAAAUCAACAAAACUAAAGCAGACAAUCAGCAGUACAACACACAAUGACAAUAACAUUAAAGAAACGAACAAUAAAAUGUGUAAUGACAAUGAUAGUAAAGAGAAUGAUACCAAAGACGGGAGUAUAUGCUAUAAAGUACCAGAAUGUUAUAAAGGGGUCAAUCUGAUGUUUCUGGAGCUAACAAUAAAUGGAAAGACAGUCAAAGGCUUAUUAUCUAAAUUAUCUUGGGGGUGCUCGGCUAUCUCAAUUGAUUGCGUUAAAAGACUAGGCUUAACCCUAUCAACCUCUAAUCUAUUCUGCAUAAACACAGAUUUUGGUAUAGUGAAUUCUCUUGGAUUUGUAAAAUUGCCAAUAUCACAUCCAGCAGAGCCUAAUAUUAAGUCAGAAUUAAUCACACAAGUUGUACCGUCGAUAUACAACGGUAAGGUUGAACUCAUUUUAGGAUCAGACUUUUUCUUUAAAUUCAAGCCGACAUUAAAUAUAAAGAAACGAGCUAUUCGAUUUUUGGACAGAGAGGCGCCUUAUAUUGUUCAUGGAUUGACUUGA